AGGGCUGCCCCAGGACAGGAUCCAAAUAAUCUCGCACCAGCUGCACCAGCCGUGGGCGAGGAUGGAGAAGUUGUAGGAGGACCAAGAACACCCCAACAAAUUGCUGCACAGAGACGACUUCAGCAAACACAAGCGCAAGUCGAUGAGGUUGUUGAUAUAAUGAAAACGAAUGUUGAAAAAGUAUUAGAAAGAGAUCAGAAGCUUUCGGAAUUGGACGAUCGAGCUGAUGCAUUACAGCAAGGUGCAUCACAAUUUGAGCAGCAAGCGGGAAAGCUCAAAAGAAAGUUCUGGUUACAGAAUUUGAAGAUGAUGAUUAUUAUGGGUGUAAUUGGACUUAUCAUAGUAGCGUAUAUUGGAUCGAAAUUCAUGAGUGAUGAAAAACCUCCGCAAUACUAUCCUCCACCACCAAAUUACAUGCAGAAUCAGCAACAAGUAGCACCAGCAGCCCCAGCAUCUGCACCACAAGGAGGUGGUGUUGGUUCAAAGUCAUUCUUUCCAAUAUCCAACUCAGAUCGAUUCUUUCGGGUUUAA
Messenger RNA from Chironomus riparius, 531 nucleotides. NCBI's taxonomy places the organism in Eukaryota, Metazoa, Arthropoda, Insecta, Diptera, Chironomidae. The record is from the annotation of a GenBank genome assembly.